CCACUCUCCCCUCCUCUUCCUCUUCCUCUUCCUCCCUGCUCUGCUCUGGUCUCGUCACAUCUGGAGAGCGUUCGAGCAAAGCGAGAGCUCCUGGCCUCCUAUGGACAGCGGACUGAAGCUCGUCUGAAAGGGAGCUAUCAGCGGCGAGCAUGGCCUUUCCCAAGCAUUCCAUCCCGCAGGCCCUCAGCUUGCUGGUCCUGGCCGGGCUGUUGGUUCUGGGCCAGGUCCCGGGGGAACCGGAGGCGGAGGAGCCCGAUAUCGCUGUGGCGAAAUCGGAUCCCAGCAAAUGCCCGACGGACUGCAGCUGCACGGCCGAGGGGGCGGUGGAUUGCGCCGGAGUGGACCUCGUGGAGUUCCCCAGCGGUCUGCCGAACACGACCCGCCAGCUGGAGCUACAGAACAACAAAAUAGAGACGAUAAGAGUGGAGCACCUUUCAUAUCUCCAUCAAGUGCAGACGCUCAACCUGCAAAACAACCGCAUCACCACCGACGGCCUGGAAGAUGAAGGCUUUGAUAUGUUGGAGGAACUGGCUUACUUGUACCUGGGCAACAACAAGCUUACCUCAGCACCAAAAGUCUUGCCGCCUUCAUUGGUCAGCGCCGACCUUGCUGCCAAUCAGCUGACCAAGAUUUUCCCAUACACGUUUGGUUACAAGCCAAAGCUAAGCACUGUGUACCUCCACAACAACAACCUAACGGACGCCGGGCUUCCUGAUCACAUGUUUAACUGCUCGGACAAUCUGGAAAUCCUCACCAUGUCAAGCAACUCACUGCAGACCGUCCCUAAGAACCUGCCCCGCAGCCUGUACCGUCUUCACCUGAAGAGAAACAAGCUGGAGAAAAUCCCCGCCGGAGCCUUCGACGACAUGCCGAAACUCCGCGAGCUUUAUCUGCAGUACAACUUUCUCAGCAACGAGGGCAUGGACAACGAGACCUUCAGCCUCUUGAACAGCCUGGAAUAUUUGGACUUGUCCAACAACAACCUCAGCGUGGUGCCUAAAGGUCUUCCUCGCAACCUGAUGCUGUUGCACCUAGAGAAGAACUCCAUCCGCAGCAUCCCUGCGGAUGCUCUGGUUUCCGCCCGGAAUCUGGAGUAUCUUCUGCUGCACAACAACAAGCUGCGCUCACGUUUCAUCCACCCGGCUGCAUUCCAGGGCCUGAAGAAGCUGCACACUCUUCACAUGUACAACAACCUGCUGGAGCGGGUGCCCAGGGGUUUGCCCCGGCGGGCCAAGACCCUCAUGUUGCUCCACAACUCCAUCGCGGAAAUCAGCCGCAACGACCUGUCGCUGUUGUACACGCUGGAGGAGCUCAACCUUAGCUACAACCAGCUGAGCAACGCCAAGCUGCACCGCGACGCCUUCAGGAAACUGCGGCUGCUGGAGACCCUGGACCUGUCGGGUAACGCGCUUCACAUGCUGCCGGCGGGCCUGCCUCGCAGUCUGAAGAACUUGGAGGUGAAAAACAACCGGCUGAGCUCCAUUGAGGACGGCGCUCUGACGGGCAUGGACAAGCUGCAGAAGCUCAUCCUGAGCGGGAACGAGCUGAGACUCAACUCCAUCUACCAGGGGGCCUGGAUGGAGCUGAGUGAGCUCACGACACUGGACCUGUCUUCUAACGAGCUAUCGCACAUCCCGUCUGACCUGCCCGAGUCUCUGGAAUACCUCUACUUGCAGAGGAACCGCAUCUCCAGCAUCCCAUUCUCCGCCUUUGAAGGCACUCCCAACAUCAAAGGCAUAUUUCUGCGGUUCAACCGACUGUCAGUGGACACCGUGGACGAGAGCUCCUUCGCCCACCUGUCCAGCCUGCAGGUGCUGGACAUCGGCGGGGGGUCCGGCGACACCACCUUUAAGAGAAUGGACAUGGAUGGAGAGGAAGAGACGGAGGAGGAGGAGACAUCAUAACCCUCCUGACUUUGGAGCCUCUUUUUGAGCGAGAGCGUACCUGAGGAAGGUCCGGGACAUUUUUCUGGUGCAGGAUGCCGGAUGA
This is a messenger RNA of Nerophis lumbriciformis (worm pipefish), 1989 nucleotides long. It is a transcript of the gene podn, whose product is annotated as podocan. Gene Ontology annotation, molecular function: protein binding. NCBI's taxonomy places the organism in Eukaryota, Metazoa, Chordata, Actinopteri, Syngnathiformes, Syngnathidae. The record is from RefSeq and is a predicted model, not a curated record.